CCGGCCGGGAAGACAACGCAGCCUAGGGCGGGGAGGGGGGAGGCGGGCGGGGGAACUGGGCAAGCAUGAGGCGGAGUUAGGGUCUGAACUGGGGCGAAGCUGAGACUGGAGCUUACGACUGGACGGAGGGCUCCGCCAAGCUGAGGUUCGAGGUUGGACUCCGCGAGGAAGAGUCCCGUGGAAGAACCGGGCUGAGAGCGAUGUGGGUUAGGACGACACUGACAAUUGAAAGAUGGACUGAGGAAGAGACUGACUGCAAGACCCACGUCUGGGACAAGAGUGAGAGCAGCGAUAUAAACAGGUUACCCAGCUGGGAGAGAGGACAUCUGCUGGCUCGUGUGGCAUCCAGCACUGAUGCAUCUACCUUAUCUUCUGAAGGUGAAUGCAAGGAGACUGACAGCUGCUGCUGGAAACACAAGCAGUGUGCUGGGCACAUCAUCCACCCCUUCUCUGACUAUGGCCACCACAACCUACAUGUACAUGCUGUCAGCCACUGCGACUGUGAUACUAGGCUGAAGGACUGCUCAGAGAAGACCAAUAGCAGCAGCUCCCAAGACACAGGCCCAGCCUGCUCCCGUGAUGUGGGGUCAACCUGCUUCAACACCAUUCAAACCCCUUCCUUUGAGAGCAUCCCAGAGGAAGAAUGUGUGGAACGAUUCUGGUAUGGCUGGUGCAAAAGCUACAGGCCUGUCUCUGUGGCAGUGAUCCACCAUCCCAUCCACCAUGAAUGUGGGGCAGAUGACCUAAAUGAAGAGGAAGAGGAGGAGGAAGAAAGUAGGCCUCCCAUCCCAACUCAGGUGGGACCCACCACAACGCCCACUGAACCAGGCACAGUCACUGGGACCCCUGACUCAGCAGCGCCCAUCACCAUCUGGCGCUCUGAGAGCCCCACAAGAAAGAGCCUGGACAUCAAGGUGAUCAAGAAGAUAAAGAAGAAAAAGGAAAAAGACAAGGAGGAGGAGAUGACAGAUGAGAAGACAAAGCUGAAGAAAAAAGCCAAGAAGGGCAAGUUGACUAAGAAGAAGAGCCCAAUGAAAUCAGAGUCUUCACCUCCAGACUUGAGCCGAUCAUUAAGCCCAAGAGUGUUGGCCAGGAUGUCGGAGUCCAGCCCAGAAAGCCCGGAAGACCUGGAGAGUGAGGACAGUUACAAUGACCGGGGGCAGCAAGAGCCCUCCAGUGACGACAUUGUGGAGUCAUCAUCACCCAGGAAGAGAGAGAAGUGCAUUGCCCAGAUCAAGAAGAACAGGGCAAAGACCUCACCAACCAGGAAAGUGACCAAGAGGAAAUCUCCCCCAGUGUCCAACCCCAAUCUCAGUUGAGGCCAGGGUGCCCAGGGUGAAGAAUAAAUGCCAUCAAGCCUGUAACUGACCCCCUGCUACUUGUUCUCUCCCUCUAACAGGGCUACCUUUUGGUGAGGCAGUGGGCUCUGGGCAUACUGGAGCUAAGG
Molecule: messenger RNA, 1447 nt
Organism: Sciurus carolinensis (gray squirrel)
Lineage: Eukaryota; Metazoa; Chordata; Mammalia; Rodentia; Sciuridae
Gene: Proca1
Product: protein interacting with cyclin A1
Exons: 5
Coding region: 201-1319 (372 amino acids)
Biological process (GO): arachidonate secretion; phospholipid metabolic process
Molecular function (GO): A2-type glycerophospholipase activity
Source: RefSeq, a predicted model, not a curated record